AUGGGGUCCCAUCACGAAUCGCCGUUCUGCCUCCGCUGGGGCAUUCUAGCCACCGGCACGAUCGCGGAAAAAUUUGCGCGAGAUCUGCUGUUCGACCCCGCCACGCGCGAGGUGACCGACGUGUCGCAUGCCCUGGUGGCCGUCGCCUCCUCCCGCUCCGACGAGACCGCUCGCCGCUUCAUCGACAAGAUCGAAGCUCCCGCCCCCUGCGCCGCCUACGGGAGCUAUGAGGCCCUGGUGGCCGACCCCAGUGUGGACGUUGUCUACGUCGCCUCGCCGCAUUCGCACCAUUACCAGAAUGCCAUGCUCGCCCUGCGCGCGGGCAAGCAUGUCUUGUGCGAGAAGGCCUUCACCAUCAAUGCGGGUCAGACGCGAGAGCUCGUCAGCGCAGCUCGCGAAGGAGGACGCUUCCUGAUGGAAGGCAUGUGGACGCGGUUCCUGCCUAUCGCGAUUCAGAUCCGCCAGCAGAUCCAGGAUGGCGCAAUCGGGCCCGUCCUCCGGGUCUUCGCGGACAAUGCCAUUGGCACAGACGCGCUCCAGGAACUGAAGCACAGCUAUUUGACCAAGAAGGAAUUGGCUGGCGGGGCUCUGAUGGACUUGGGAGUCUACCCCAUCCAUUGGGUGUUCCAGGCACUGCAUCUUCUCAAAGACCGGAAGCCGAGUGCGAUCUCGUCCACCAUGAGCCCCCUGGUCACUGCCGACGUGGACGAAUCAACCACGAUCGUCCUGACCUUUCCCGAGGGGCCAUCUGGCCCCUCAUCGGUGCUGGCGGUGGCCAGCGCCAGUCUCCGUGCGACCGCCGACCCUGAUGGCCAGACCCCGGUGGUUCGGAUCCAGGGGGAUCGCGGGGAGAUCCAGGUCUUCGGGGUGCCGUGGUGUCCUUCCAGGUACCGCUUGAUCACGCGUGAACAGGCAUUCGGCCAGGUCGGGGACGCAGAGGAGUUUUCGUUUUCCAUCCCCGGAGGUGCGCAUGGACUGUGCUUCGAAGCGGACGAGGUAGCGCGAUGCAUCCGAGACGGACGCACGGAGAGUGCCGGUCUACCCUGGAAGGAGAGUCUUGAGGUGAUGGACAUUUUGGAUGCGGUGCGGCGGGCCAAUGGGCUGUCCUUCCCCGACAUCAUCGAGACCACGGAGUACCCCGUGGCCUUGGGUGCAAAGCUGACAUGACAUAACUUCUGGCCCAUGGAAUAUGGCCGAAACAACUGAGUUGAGGCUAUCUGAAAGUCUAGGAACAUCCUAGCAGGAAACCCCAGAGAACAGGUAGAAUAAGCGAAAUUCACACAAGGUCCAGGGGUUCCUGAUUGCUCAGUAGGCGAGAACUGUAGCUGCAGCAGAUGAUAGUUACCUUUACCUACUAAGUACUUACUACGGUAUAUCUCUGGGAGGCGUUAAUUCCCGUCUUAUUCUCCCCGGGUGGUACUACAUGUGUCGGCGGGAUGUUGACUGAGAGACCAUGGCUAACCAUACCGUACGGUAUAGUAUCUAGCGGCAGUCAGCCAGCCAGCCGGGUAAACACCACCUCAUGUCGCGUACUAGGUAAGGUAGUAAGUAGUAUCAUCGUAUCAUCUCAAACACCGUCGUACCAGAAUCAUCUCCAGUGGGGAGGAGGAAC
This is a messenger RNA of Aspergillus heteromorphus CBS 117.55, 1612 nucleotides long. Its product is annotated as Gfo/Idh/MocA family protein. The record is from RefSeq and is a predicted model, not a curated record. Lineage: Eukaryota; Fungi; Ascomycota; Eurotiomycetes; Eurotiales; Aspergillaceae. The coding region runs from base 1 to 1167 and encodes 388 amino acids. Gene Ontology annotation, molecular function: nucleotide binding. The transcript has 4 exons.